AUGGCGUCAUCCUCAUCUUUUAACGCGACGUUAGCCGUGCUCUUAGCUGCCAAGUAUUGUCGUCAAUAUCCUCUCUUUCGAUGGCGUGAAGAAGCUUUUCCAUCUAUAGGUCGACGUGCUGAAAAGUAUUAUUUUCGUGUCGAUAUGCUGAAUUUACACCAAGAAAAGAGCGGCGAGAUGUUAUUCAUGUUACUCCCAUCUCAAUUAAGUUUACUUGAUUUUCAAAAAGGGACUACUCUCUAUCGACUCAAAGCGCUGCUUGUUACGCUAAAGCAUCCGUACAUACUUCCAAUCUUGGACAUGUAUUAUUCAAAAGAUAAACAAGAUUUACUUUUUGUACAGCCUUUUGUACCCACUG
Plasmopara halstedii is the source of this 358-nucleotide messenger RNA. RefSeq lists its product as uncharacterized. The transcript has 2 exons. The annotation marks the transcript as partial. NCBI's taxonomy places the organism in Eukaryota, Oomycota, Peronosporomycetes, Peronosporales, Peronosporaceae. The record is from RefSeq and is a predicted model, not a curated record.